AAUAAAAUCCUAAACACUACCCUUUUACUCACCAGUCUCUUAUAAUGGCCGCCGCCUCCUCUUCAACUACCUCCACCGCAGCCGCGAAGCUUGCCCCGACCUUCACUGGCGAACCCACCAAGUGCGCUGCUUUUACAUCCUCUAGGCCUUCGCAAUUGCUCUUCAAUUCCAAGAAAUUUGCUUUGGGCCCUGCCAAAUUGUCUUCCAUUCGUUGUGUUAUUGCCAAAGAGUCGGUCGCUCCUAUGGAGACCGCUAAGAAAGACUCCGACCCGGCUAAGUGGUUGCGUCCUGAUUCUUUUGGACGGUUUGGUAAAUUUGGCGGGAAAUAUGUGCCUGAGACACUCAUGUAUGCGCUUAGUGAACUCGAAUCCGCCUUCCAUAAGCUCGCUACUGAUCAAGGCUUCCAGGACGAGCUAAAUGGGAUUUUGAGAGACUAUGUUGGCAGGGAGAGUCCACUUUAUUUUGCAGAGAGGUUAACAGAGCAUUACAAGCGUUCGAAUGGUGAAGGGCCACUCAUAUACCUAAAGAGGGAAGACUUGAAUCAUACUGGUGCUCACAAGAUUAAUAAUGCUGUUGCACAAGCUUUGCUUGCGAAACGGUUGGGUAAGAAACGCAUUAUUGCUGAGACUGGGGCUGGUCAGCAUGGAGUUGCCACUGCCACUGUUUGUGCCCGUUUUGGUUUACAGUGUAUUAUAUACAUGGGUGCCCAGGAUAUGGAAAGGCAGGCUCUUAAUGUUUUCAGAAUGCGUCUUCUCGGUGCUGAGGUUCGAUCAGUCCAUUCUGGGACGGCCACGCUGAAAGAUGCUACAUCUGAAGCUAUAAGGGAUUGGGUGACUAAUGUCGAGACAACCCAUUAUAUAUUGGGAUCUGUUGCUGGUCCUCAUCCAUACCCCAUGAUGGUUAGAGAAUUCCAUGCAGUGAUCGGUAAAGAAACAAAAAAACAAGCUAUGGAGAAAUGGGGUGGAAAGCCAGAUGUUCUGGUUGCAUGUGUUGGAGGAGGUUCAAAUGCCAUUGGUCUCUUCCAUGAAUUUAUCAAUGACCAGGAUGUUAGGUUGAUUGGUGUUGAGGCUGCAGGUUCUGGCAUAGACACUGGUAAACAUGCUGCUACCUUGACCAAAGGGGAAGUUGGGGUGUUGCAUGGAGCUAUGAGCUAUUUAUUACAGGAUGACGAUGGGCAAAUAAUUGAGCCACAUUCCAUUAGUGCCGGCUUGGAUUACCCUGGAGUUGGACCUGAGCACAGUUUUCUGAAAGAUGAAGGGCGCGCUGAGUACCAUUCUGUCACUGAUACCGAAGCAUUGGAAGCUUUCAAGAGAUUAUCGCAACUAGAGGGCAUAAUCCCAGCUCUGGAGACGUCUCAUGCGCUGGCAUAUUUGGAGCAACUGUGCCCGACUCUCCCUAACGGGACAAGAGUUGUGCUUAACUGCAGUGGUAGAGGUGAUAAGGAUGUUCAAACAGCCAUCAAGCAUCUAAAAGUUUGAUGGCAAUGUUUGCACACAGCAAUUUAAUUCAUUGGACUGCCAAUGAAUAAGUGAGUUAUUCCGUCUUAAGGAAAAGCUCCAUUAACAUUGUACUAGUAUUUUAUAUUUCAAUUUUGUAUUAUAAGCUUCUCAGAAUUAUUCCAUGAAAUUUAGAUUGGAAACGUUUUUCUGCUA
This is a messenger RNA of Pistacia vera, 1652 nucleotides long. Its product is annotated as tryptophan synthase beta chain 1. The coding region runs from base 45 to 1478 and encodes 477 amino acids. The transcript has 5 exons. The record is from RefSeq and is a predicted model, not a curated record. Gene Ontology annotation, biological process: L-tryptophan biosynthetic process. Lineage: Eukaryota; Viridiplantae; Streptophyta; Magnoliopsida; Sapindales; Anacardiaceae. Gene Ontology annotation, molecular function: tryptophan synthase activity. Gene Ontology annotation, cellular component: cytoplasm.